Molecule: messenger RNA, 1512 nt
Organism: Kuraishia capsulata CBS 1993
Lineage: Eukaryota; Fungi; Ascomycota; Pichiomycetes; Pichiales; Pichiaceae
Exons: 1
Coding region: 1-1512 (503 amino acids)
Source: RefSeq, a predicted model, not a curated record
AUGCUUCGUCUGAAAUUUUUCACUCCCAGCCCGAUUGGGCUGACGAAAUGUGUGAGGUUAUACUCCAGCGUCUCAAAAGUGAUACCGAGAGAAUUAAAACCCUACCAUGACAGAUUGAGCUCUCUGAAUGACUCAGGAGAAGCAAGAGAUGUUGUCGAGGCUUCAGAGACAGACAGUGAGCUGAAUGAGGACUUCAAAUCCCAGCUGUAUAACCAGGUGAUACGGCAGUUCGCACGAAGUGACUACUCGGUGGUGAACGAAUUUUCCGGAAAACUUACAAAGUUAGGCAAGCAUUUAGAACCUGGCGCAUUGAUAGAAGCAAUAAAGUAUAACCCAGGGAGAGUGAAUACCAGCUGGGAGAUAUAUGAGAAGUUUGCACCAAAUGCUGCUCUGGAGGCCUCACCGGUGCUUGCACAGAUCUUAUACCUGGAGGUACUUGAGAAGCUGUGUCUCGGGGAACUGAUAGAUAUUGAGGAGGGCUAUGAGAUGGAUGAAAAGUCUUUGGGAAAGGCAUUCCAGCUGGUUGGCAAAUUGGUUGCUCCAGUUCCUGAGUCUCUCCGCAAAGUUCUGGUAGAGGCUUGUAUCAAACUGGAUCUCGUGCCCAUGAUCGCACUUUUGGAGGUUCAAGAUGCACAUUUAGAAGACUUGAUUCUUACUCUUGAAAAUGAGGAGGAGAAAAUUCUACAACUGUGGAAGCUUGUGAAUGAGUCUUCUGCCAAUGUCCAGGUUUUCAAGACCGUCAUACCCGUGAUUGCGAGGAACAUCAAGGAAGAGUCCGGAAAGCAAGAAAAGCUGCAAAAAUUCAUAAAAAAUGCACAGAUUUCCGAAGACUCUGCACUCAAGACUCUUUUGGACCUAAAAGCUUCCAAGUUGCUGGAAAAUACGCUAAAAAGACUCCAGGAUCUAAAGGCUGACUCUGGGGCUCAUGAUGAUGCUCUUGGCGUAAGACUUCUGCUACUGAAGUCGAUUGGCAUUUAUUCAGAAGAUUUAAAGAAAACUUUGGAAUUGUUCCACAAGUACCAGAGUGUUGAAAAAUACAAGCGUGAGGAUUUGCAGAAAUCAAUGGCGGUUAUCCUGGCUUACCAUUCGGUGCUCAGUGGUAAUCAGAUACUUCUGCAGGUGAGUGAAUCGAUGAUCCCACAAACUCCCAUCCCGGCUGAGUGCACUGCCGCUCUUAUCCUGGCAAAUGGAGCUCUUGGAAAUCCAGAAAAUUCGCUUGAUAUUUAUAAUGCCAAUAUCCAGAACGUUUCAAAAGAUAAUCUGAAUCAGCUUGAAAUUUCAGAUUCGGCCCUUCUCACUGAAAGUUUGAUUGCGGUGUAUCUGGGACAGCAGGAUCGGGAUUUUGCUGAGCUCAUCAGAAAUGGAGCCACGAGCUCGGGACUCAUCUCUAGAGAUACCGGAGUAACCAGAGUCAAGGCCAUGUUCAAGAACUAUGGGGAUCUGGUUGAAGAGGCCGAUACCGAGUCUCGGCUGAAUGCAAUGCUCAUCGGCAGAAUAAAAGAUUUGGCGUAG